AUGCAUCAAUACGAUAGAAUCACUGACGAAAGUUACGGAGGAUCGUCCACCCAUAGUUCAUAUAAAUCACAUAUAACACCGAGAACAAUAAAUGUUCAACGAACAAGAAAUAUGGCUCCGAGUUCUGGUGUUACGACGCGUAUGCUUCAAUCAUAUUCGUCGAGCGGAAGUUUUGGAAAUACAGGAGGAUUUCGAUCGGGGUUAAGCGCAUUAUCUCAACUUGGUGUUCCAUUGCGAUCUGGACGUGGUGGAACAGCAUUAGUAGGUGUCAAUGAAACGCGUGAACGUGAGAAACGUGACUUAGUACAAUUGAAUGAUAAAUUUGCACAAUAUGUGGAAAAAGUGCGCUUUCUUGAAGCACAAAACCGUAAACUACAAUUAGAAAUCGACGCCAUUCAGAAACGGUCUGGGCACGGUUCAUCGAAAAUCAAAGAAAUGUAUGAAGUUGAAAUGGUUGAAGCAAAAACGUUGAUUGAUGAUACACGUAAAGAUCUUGCAGCUGCCGAUGCCAAAGCGCGCAAAGCUGAACAAGAAACGGCCGGUUAUAAAAAACGAUAUGAUGAGACACUUAAAUUACGACAAACUGAUCGGUCAAAUACUGAUCGUCUUCAACAAGAAAUAGCCGAAAAUGAAGCUCAAAUUAAUUUAUUUCGUCGACGUUUAGGUGAUUUGGAGGAUGAAGCAAAACGUUAUAAAGCCCAAACACAACGUUUAGCAACGGAAAUCGCUAAUUUACAAAAUCAAAUUCAGAAUGAAACGUUUGUUAAGUCUACUUUGGAUACAGAAAAGAUGGUAUUGGACGACGAAUUGGUCAUGUUGAAACAAAUGCAUGAAGCCGAUUUAAAUGAAUUACGAUCUCGAACUAUCGUCGAUGUUAGCCUUGAUCCAUCUCAUUUUUUUCGUAAUGAAUUAUCACAAGCUAUUCGUGACAUACGAACUGAAUAUGAACAGGCAAAUGAUCAACAACGUUCUGAUAUACAUAAUCGUUUUAUGGUAUCGUAUAAUGAAAUUGUUUCACGUUAUACGCCACGUCAACAAUUCGACCAACAAGAACAAACACGAGUACAAGAAGAAAAACUACGAUCAUCGUUGUUGCAAACAAAAAAUGAAAUGGCCUAUAUGAGAGCAAAAAAUGAAGAUUUAAAAAAUCGAGUUAAAGAAAUGCAACUUGUCAUUAAUCAGGAACGUAAUGAAGGUGGACGAUUAUUGCAAAAACGUGCGGUUGAUAUUGAGGAAAUGAAGCGUCGUCUGGAACAAUUAACGAGAGAAUACGAUGAAGUAACAUCAAUGAAAACAUCGUUAGAAAAGGAAAUUAAUACUUAUCGACAGUUACUAGAAGGCAACAAUGGCCUCAAACCAAUUGUUGAUCAUGUUAUGGAAGAAGCUAGACGAAUGCAAGCUGAACAAUCUAUAAAUACCAGUGGGAUUGGUACAUUUUCACUCGGUUAUAGUGGAGGCGGUGCGAGAGGAAGAAACACAGCAGCUCAACAUUCAUCGACCUAUGUAAUGUCAAGUGGCUCGUCGACAGGGGGAAAUUUGGGUUUGUAUGGUGGACUAGAUGGAAUAUCAGGAGGCUCAAAGG
This is a messenger RNA of Didymodactylos carnosus, 1582 nucleotides long. The record is from the annotation of a GenBank genome assembly. Lineage: Eukaryota; Metazoa; Rotifera; Eurotatoria; Philodinida; Philodinidae.